This is a messenger RNA of Quercus robur (English oak), 963 nucleotides long. RefSeq lists its product as uncharacterized. The transcript is spliced from 2 exons. The record is from RefSeq and is a predicted model, not a curated record. NCBI's taxonomy places the organism in Eukaryota, Viridiplantae, Streptophyta, Magnoliopsida, Fagales, Fagaceae. Bases 1 to 963 code for a protein of 320 amino acids.
AUGGAUGCCAUGGAUCAUAGUUGUAAGAGUGAAAAUAGUAAGAAUCAAAAGGUUCAUUUUGAUGUCCCUCCAAAUGAAGUGGACCCUGUAACUCAUAGCAGGUCAGGCUCUUCAGAAAAUCUAGAUGCAAUUGAGAAAGUUCUUAAUAGCCACUCUCUUGAAUCUAAACAACCUGACCUUCAGACACAAGGACCAACAUCAUCAAUAGAUAAUUUAUCUUCCUCUAUUUGGAGUACGCAAAGUGGAUCAACUACACAAUUACCUCCAAUUCAGUUGGUGGGGCGGCCUGCAGGCUAUGAUCCAAAUCGAAUUCCAUCAUCAAUAUUUGCUAGUAAACCGACAACACCAAUGGAAUGGAGCAAUGCUUCGAAUGAAUCAUUAUUUAGUAUUCACAUCGGAAAUAACAGCUUCUCAAGAGAUCAUUUUAUUAUGUUCAAUAGAUCUCAAGAGUUAACAAGGACGGAUGAAUUGAUAACUAUUCCAGCUACCUUCCCCCAUUUUACAGAAUCAGAGCAUGAUAAAAGCAAGAGUGCCAAUGUGGAGAAGGAUUCUGGAGUAACCAAAGCAUUAAAUGAAACCACAAAGGUAGUUAGGAAGGAAUCUCCAGGAGAUGAUAGAAAGGAAAGAGUGAAUCCUGCUGGGGGGUUCCAAAACUUUUUUAAUCUCUCUUACCAUUCUGAUGCGAGUGAUAACAGCACCCGGUCCUUCAAUUUCCCUAUCCAUAUACAAUCUGCAGAGGUUUUUGCAGUUAUUCAAAUAUGUGCUUGCAAUGAUAGAUUAGUUUUUUCCAGUUAUGCAGGUGAUAGUGCAGUAAAUAGCCCCAGGACAUUGGAAUUGGAAAUCCAGCAACCCGAGCAGCAGCUUCUACAAAAAUCGCAGCCUCUAAAACUGCAAAUGACCUCAAAGCCUGCUAGGAUCAAAUGGUUUUCUCGCCUUUCUUGUUUCCCACGUUGUUGUAGAUAG